Molecule: messenger RNA, 819 nt
Organism: Malaya genurostris
Lineage: Eukaryota; Metazoa; Arthropoda; Insecta; Diptera; Culicidae
Product: proline-rich proteoglycan 2-like
Exons: 1
Coding region: 1-819 (272 amino acids)
Source: RefSeq, a predicted model, not a curated record
AUGCAAAUACACUUGCACACUCAUCGUCGCCCGGCCCGACGAGGCCAGACUAGAGGGUACCGGCGACCAACACGGUACUACAACUAUAGUCAUCCCGAAAAUUAUUAUACGCCAGGCCAACCAGGUGGUUGGCCAACAUAUCAGCCAGGAAUCCAACAAUCACGAGGCGGAAUGCCUCGUGGUACCUUUUCGCGCGGCGGAAGAACGCGUGGGGGAAUGCCUCCACAGGGAGGUAUCCCCUACGAGGGACAUUACAUGCAGCCUUACGGCGGAAUGGCUUUUCCCCCGCAAGCGGAGAAUAACAUUCCACCUUACGGCGGAAUGAACAUUCCACCGCAAGGUGGAAUGAACAUUCCCCCGCAAGGCGGUGUUAAUAUACCUCCGCAAGGCGGAAUGCCUCGUGGUACCUUUUCGCGAGGCGGAAGAACGCGUGGGGGAAUGCCUCCACAGGGAGGUAUCCCCUACGAAGGAUAUUACAUGCAGCCUUACGGCGGCAUGGCUUUUCCCCCGCAAGCGGAGAAUAACAUUCCACCUUACGGCGGAAUGGACAUUCCCCCGCAAGGGGGGAUGAACAUUCCACCGCAAGAUGGAAUGAAUAGUCCCCCGCAAGCCGGGAUGGGUAUACCUCCGCAAGGCGGCAUCAAUCUUCCCCCGCAAAACGGAUUUAACAUACCGCCGCAAGGCAUGAACAUUCCCCCACAAGGCAUGAACAUCCAAGAAUGGGGUUAUGGCUAUCAACACGAAAUGGAAGCAGAGGGACAACAUCACUUCAUGCCUACAAACUACGUAUUGUUCUCACAAUAUCAUGCGUAUUCAUAA